UCCUGAACCCUCUCAUUGAGAAUGUGUCCUGAUGUUUUCACUGUAGAGGCGAAGUCCUCCAAUGGUUCCUGCAGACAUCUGGAUGUUUUAAAGCAUCUGAACUUGACCGAAAAUAAUGAGCUGUUCUCCAUGACCCGGCCUGGGAGCGCUGAAUCGCCCACAAAGGUAUUCCUGGAUGUACUACUCUAUGCCAUUCUAGACAUGAACGAGAAGGACCAGAAAUUUGUUUCAUACGUUUGGAUUGAUUCGUGGUGGCAGGGUGACGACAUUUCUUGGAAUCCUGAUGACUUCUGUGGUAUUCAGAGGAUUUAUCUUCCUACUAAAUUAUGGUGGAAGCCAGAUGUAACUAUUGAAGAGAUGAUAGAAAAGGACAAGGCCGAUCAGAGUCCUUAUCUCAUGGUUAACAGUAGCGGUUGCGUCAUACUCAGAAAGAACAUGGUGGUGGUCAGCACCUGCAGGAUGCAAAUUGACAAAUUCCCCUUCGACAUUCAGAGCUGCACCCUCACUUUCAAGUCUGUCAUAUACUCUGACGAGGAUAUAGAGUUGGUUCCGUCAGGUGACAUCUCAUGGAACUUAGAGUGGUCUCGCAAGAUGAUGCGGACCCAGUCCGAGUGGCUGUUCCACGACUUGACCAUGGACAACAAAACUGUUAAUAAUUUUGGCUUCAACCAAAGCAUGUUGGUUUACACUAUCAAGAUGCAGAGGCAGUCUGCCCUCUACGUCGCCAACUUCUUGCUACCCAUCAUGUUCUUCUUUUGUCUGGACAUGGCCUCCUUCCUGAUCUCAGACAGCAGCGACGAGAAGCUCAGCUUCAAGGUCACUGUGCUGCUCGCUGUCACCGUGAUGCAGCUUAUUCUCAAUGAGAUUCUGCCUUCCUCUUCAGACAUGAUUCCUCUUAUAGCGGUCUACUGCAUUGGGAUUUUUAGUUUGAUGAUGCUGAGCCUCAUGGAGACGAUUUUAGUGAUGCAUCUGAAGGAGAAAGACUCUGCAUCCCAAGACAACGAGGGUAGCAGCAACCAACUGACGGAGGAGUCCUGUGACUUUGAGGAGCUCUCAGACGAGCAGAGGGAGGCGGUGAAAACUCUGACUCUGCUCUUCAGCUGCAGGAAGGAAGAAGGGAAGCCCGGCUACUGGACCGGAGUGGCUAAAACGAUCAACAGAGUUUUCUUCAUUCUCUACGUCAUAGCUGCCAGUCUGUUUUUUGCCUUCAUGUUUUUCGGUUGGAAAAGUGACGAAAAUAAUACUGCUAAUAUUUCUGGUAACUGAUGACAAGUUAUGCUGCAGGUCAAAUUGUGCAGCGGCGAAGCUGACCAUUUAUACUGCCAUUUCAGCAUCACCUUGUAUUAUCUUGAACAGGUAAAACAACGACUUUGUUUUAAGCAUGUGUUAUUGAAAACAUAUAUGCAUGUUAAAUACUUAAAGGGACUGUUUGUAAGAAUCAGAAAUUGCUUGUUAACAGUGACACCUGUGUCCGUUAAGUCAACGAAAGUCAGGGUUCCUUUAAAGGUCUCAUAUUAUGCUCAUUUCCAGGUUCAUAGGUGUAUUUUAAUGUUGUACUAGAACAUGUUUACAUGCUUUAAUGUUCAAAAAAACCUUUAUUCUUCUCAUAGUGUCCUCCUCACUCUGCCUGCUCAGAGCCUAUUUUAGCCUCUGUCUGAGAGACCCUGAUUUAGAGCCUGUCUCCUCCUACUCUGCCCUGAUUGGUCAGCGUUUCCUGCUCUAAAGUUAUAACUUUAUUCUCGUAAUAUUAUGAUUUUUUUUCUCGUAAUAUUAUGACUUUAUUCUGGAAAUCUCCAAUUUUUUUUUCCCUCAAUGUGGCCCUAAUAUCCAAUCUUUCCCUUCAUACAAUUCCCUAGUACAUUUUCCUCUGAUUCAGAACAUAUUAAGGACACAAAAUCCAUUGAGUUUGUUUCUAUUGCAUUCGUGUGAGGUUGACUCACAUUUUUAGGUAAGACUAAAAGGCCAGAAAACGAAAACAAUGAGCUGAAAGAUGGUAAAAUGCUCCUCAGAGCUGAGAUGGAGCUGCAGAUUCGGUUGAUAAUUAUCUGUGGGUUCAUCACCACAAGUGACCGCUUUUCACCUAAUAAGUAGUCACAAGAUCCAUUGUUACUGUAACAGUAUUGAUUAGAGACGCUUUAGAGGUGCUCUCAGCUCUUUUGUGGUUUCAAAGUGAUGAAUCAUACAAAUGAGGAGCUCUCAGACUGUUUCUCCUUAAUGGCGUUCAUGACUUUGCACAAUUACUGACUAAAAUGUUAAGAAUGAAAAGAAAACAGAGCUUGAGAGAGAAGUUAAAAAUCUGCCAUACUUUAAAUAUUUGCUUUUCUUUAACAACUGUUUUUUUUUUUAUUAAUGGGGAAAAUCUAAAUUUAUAAAAAGACACGUGCUGACUCCAAAACAAAUUUUGGACAAUUGUGUUAAGAUGGCACCACAAUUAAAUAAUUUAUAUAUAUUCAUAUUUAUACUGCUGUCUAUAUUGUACAUAUUGGAUGUGUUGUGUAUUUACUGUAUUCAUAUCAUAUUCAUACCUCAACCUGUAAUUACACUCUGCAUUGUAUAUUUCAUACUUAUAUUAUACCUGUACUGCUAUAGAGGAUGGAACCUGCCAAAAUAAUAAAUAAAUGAAUAAAUAAA
Messenger RNA from Sebastes umbrosus (honeycomb rockfish), 2631 nucleotides. Its product is annotated as 5-hydroxytryptamine receptor 3A-like. Gene Ontology annotation, cellular component: neuron projection; synapse; membrane. The transcript has 8 exons. Bases 22 to 1266 code for a protein of 414 amino acids. Lineage: Eukaryota; Metazoa; Chordata; Actinopteri; Perciformes; Sebastidae. Gene Ontology annotation, molecular function: neurotransmitter receptor activity; extracellular ligand-gated monoatomic ion channel activity; transmembrane signaling receptor activity. The record is from RefSeq and is a predicted model, not a curated record. Gene Ontology annotation, biological process: regulation of membrane potential; signal transduction; nervous system process.